UCAACUGUCAAUGUCAUUAUAAGAAAUCCACGAUUCACGAAGUUCGUUCAACUUCAAGUAAAUCAAUCGUGACUUUCAAUUCUGUAAUUCCAAAAAUCGAAUAAUAUUAUUUAUUUAAACGUUGAGUUUAGAUACUUUAAACAUGCCAAAGGUUUCAGUUAAAGUUAAAUGGGGGAAGGAGAUGUAUCCCGAUGUGGAGGUGAACACAGAAGAUGAGCCGGUUGUGUUCAAGGCUCAGAUAUUUGCCCUGACCGGUGUACAGCCUGAGAGACAGAAAGUUGUCUGCAAGGGGGUCACACUUCGAGAUGACAGCUGGGCUAAUUUCAAAUUGUCAAAUAAUGCACUAGUACUAGUGAUGGGCAGCAAAGAGGAAGAUGUGCCAGCUGCGCCAGUGGAACAGACUCGCUUUGUUGAGGAUAUGAAUGAGUCUGAGCUGGCUUCUGCUCUGGAUCUCCCAGAAGGCCUUAUAAACCUGGGGAACACUUGCUACAUGAAUGCCACAGUGCAGUGCCUCAAGACUGUCCCCGAGUUGAGGACCGCCCUUCUCAGCUAUGAUAAAUCGUCAGGAGGUGGGACGGCGGGCGCGCUGACGUCGGCGAUGAGUGAAACUGUGCGCGCGCUGGAGAGCGGCGGCGCGGGCGCCUGCGCCGCGGCAGUCGCGCGCCUGCUGCACGCGCUGCACGCAGCUGCGCCGCGCCUGGCCGAGCGCGGCGCGGGCGGCCAGCUAGCGCAACAGGACGCUUCAGAGUGUUGGUCGGAAAUUGUGCGCGCUUUGAGGAGUAGGCUGCCUAUAUCACAAGAACCAGAUAGCAAAUCCCUGGUGGAGCAGUUCUUCGGUGGCACCCUGGACGUAGAGCUGGUGUGCAGUGAGGCAGACGAACCUCCCACACGGUCUUCCGAGACCUUCCUGCAGCUCUCCUGCUUCAUCUCACAGGAUGUCAAAUACUUGCAGACCGGUCUACGAUCGAAAAUGUCAGAACAAAUCACAAAGAUGUCAGAAACACUUGGUAGAGAUGCGGUCUACACAAAAACUAGUAAAAUCAGCCGGUUGCCAGCGUACCUGACGGUGCAGUUCGUGCGGUUCUUCUUCAAGGAGAAGGAGUCCAUCAACGCCAAGAUCCUGAAGGACGUGAAGUUCCCGCUGGAGCUGGACGUGUACGAGCUGUGCUCGCCCGAGCUGCAGGAGCGGUUGGCGCCCAUGAGGAAUAAGUUCAAGGAGUUGGAAGAUGCAGCCGUUGAAUCAGCUUUAGGUUCCAAAAAUAAGAAUCACGGAGACAGUAAAAAAGAGGCUAAGAAAAAGACUGUUGUACCAUAUUGGUUUAAUGACGAUGUGGGCAGCAACAACAGCGGCUACUACCGGCUGCAGGCCGUGCUGACGCACCGCGGCCGCUCGUCCUCCUCCGGCCACUACGUCGCGUGGGUGGCGCGCGGCAGCGGCUGGCUGCGCUGCGACGACGACACCGUCACGGCCGUCACCGAGGAGGAAGUGCUCAAGCUCAGCGGCGGAGGUGAGCACACUGACUGCCGGCUGACGCACCGCGGCCGCUCGUCCUCCUCCGGCCACUACGUCGCGUGGGUGGCGCGCGGCAGCGGCUGGCUGCGCUGCGACGACGACACCGUCACGGCCGUCACCGAGGAGGAAGUGCUCAAGCUCAGCGGCGGAGGUGAGCACACUGACUGCCGGCUGACGCACCGCGGCCGCUCGUCCUCCUCCGGCCACUACGUCGCGUGGGUGGCGCGCGGCAGCGGCUGGCUGCGCUGCGACGACGACACCGUCACGGCCGUCACCGAGGAGGAAGUGCUCAAGCUCAGCGGCGGAGGUGAGCACACUGACUGCCGGCUGACGCACCGCGGCCGCUCGUCCUCCUCCGGCCACUACGUUGCGUGGGUGGCGCGCGGCAGCGGCUGGCUGCGCUGCGACGACGACACCGUCACGGCCGUCACCGAGGAGGAAGUGCUCAAGCUCAGCGGCGGAGGUGACUGGCACUGCGCAUACCUGCUGCUGUACGGGCCCAAGGUGCUCGAGAUACCCCACGAGGAGGACGAGCCCAUGGUGACGGACGUGAGCGGCGAGCCGGCCGGCGACCCGCCCACCGCGCUCGCGUAACCAGCCCGCCGCGACCCGCGUCUCGGUGCACAGCUCUAGGAAUGAGGGAUCAAGUCUGCCUGGUUGAGGACGCCGUAAGCGUAAACUAGCUCAAUACUUCAUUAUACAUACAUAUUGAUGUACUUUCAAUGUCAAAUUCCAUACAAUAAUUUGGUUAUUUUUAUUCAGUUGUAUAUAAUUCUCUAAAAAAAUUACACGUUUAAAAAUUGCCGUCUAGGGACUUUAACUGUCUAUAUUUAGUCUGUAAAAUCUGACGCUCUACUACUAACGGUAGAAUAUGACGCUUAGCCAAAGAUUUUAUACUUUUAGAUAUGUUACUAACGCGUCAAAACUGAGGCGAACAAAGGUGGCUAAUUGACUUAAUUUCAUAUAGUCUCAUUGUAAACAACAAAAGUUAUUUAAAUUUAAACAAAUAAUAUCUAGAUAGCAUCUACAAUGUCGAGUUGUGUGUUUAGGAAGUGUAAAAACUAUAUAAACUAAAAAUAAUGUAAGUAAACACAAAAUUAAGCAAGUGUCCACUCAGUGGAGUAGCUGCAUUCGGAUUACUUUUUGCGGUGAUUACGUAACAUAUCUACAGUAUUAAAUAUUGUUGGGCUUAGCACGGAUAGAAAUGGCCGCGCGACGAAAGGCCCGAAUAUUCAUAAAGAAGCUUCGCUUCAAGGUUUAUUUGUACUUUUAUUAUCUUAUCAAUUUACAUUAAUAGAAUUACUUAUAGACAGCUUUAUUAGUUAAAUAUUUGUGUACCAGUCGGCACUAUAACACAGCGUUUAAUUACAUUGAUGUGUUCUUGUAGAAUGUGCUAUGAAAUUUCCUAGUUCGAGAACGAGUGGAAAAUUUUGAGAGGAUGAUUAUACAGGGGUCGAUUCUCUUUCAAUGUAGAAAGAGAAACGCUUACUUCGAAAACUAACAAAACGUCUCCUGUCGAUAGCAAAUGUCAUUCCUAUAUAUUUUUUUUAAUUUUCGAAGCGUUAGCGUUUGUAGAAAGAGAAUCGCCGUGCCACAUGGCUACAGCCCCAGUUCAAGUUUCUAAUAAUAAGAUAAUAUAGAAAGAACUACCUUAAUAAUGGGUCUUUUAUGGAAUUUAAGAAAAUAAAAAGGCCAUAAUAAUUCACUCAAACUAUACUAUAAAUAAAUAAAUUCCUCUAUUUAAUGUGGAAAAUAAACUCUUUAUGUUAUUUUUAGAAGCAAAGCUUUUAGAAAGUUCAUGGUGUAGAACAAAUUUUACUAAAUAAAUUUAUUGUUAUUUUAACUAUUUUGUAGAAAAUGAAACAUUAUUACAAAAAUAAAACUUGUCUUUGAUGAGUUAAUUUAUGCACGUACUUUAUUUUUAUAAUCUAUUGAUUCUGAAACAACGAACACAUUUAUUCUGUUAAAAACCUAAAAUGUUAUUGUAAUAGGUAUUACAUUUGUUUUAUUUAUACAAAGCAUGUCAAAUAGUUUGUAAUGAUAUUAAAUUACAUCAUACUUCAUAGUGAGAAUGUUUGCGGUUGUGUUGAUAAAACAAGGGUUACAUUAGUUGCAUCAGAUCUUUAUACCAACUUGCUCAAUAUAAAAUAACAUCUAAGAUGAUCACGACAUAAAUCUCAAUACAAGGGAAGAUGUCGACCAAUAGCGAUGGACUCGAAAAUAUAUCUCUCUCUGUUUCGUUGCGUUAAGUCGAAAGAGAAAACGGUAUUUUCAACUUCGCCGCUUUUUGGUCGACGAGGUUUUUUUUACAAGAUAUGUCUUGACGUUUGCUAGGCUAGUAGGAUCUAUGUGACUGGUUGAUUGUAAUCGCAUGUUAGAUGCAUCAAUGUUGCCUUCUGUUGGCCCAUUCACUAAUUUGGUCUUUAUUAACAACCUAUUAAAAUGAACAUCAAAUCAACUGAGAAAUGUCAUCGACCUACUGUAUGAUAUCCACGAAAAGUUGUCAGUUGGCACCGAAUGACAUUUGUUACAUAGAAUUUCAAUUUCUACUCGUUCGUAACACUCCCGAUGGCCCGACCACAAACCCGCGCAAUCAUUUCCUCCCGUCGCCCGCAUAUCAUGGAAGUGUCAGCAACGAACUUGACAAGCUAUUACAUACAUACGUCAAAGUUAGUGAAUUAGUAUACUGUUGUAAUGGUCAUUACCUAAUUUAUGCAGCAAAAUAAUUUGCGCCAGUUCUUGGACUACAUUUUCACUGACUUUACCCAAAUAACAAAUAAUAUUAAUUGCACAAACUAAAAGGACCAGAGUAAAGGAAAAAAGAGUUUGGAGUAAAAAGGUUCUUCGGCGGCUUUUAACCUAAACCAUAUUAGUUGACAUUUACAAACUAUCAACUAAUUGAAUCUGUUAGAUUUUGGUAAAACGUAUCACAUACAUUAUACAUUUAUAUCUAUUUUUAUUAAAAAUACUAUUUAUUUUAUCCAUGAUUGUUCUAUUCUGUACGUUAUCAAAAGGGCUAGAACUCAAAGCUAGUAAGCGGUGUAAAAGACUAGUUGAAAAAAAAACAUAUUAACAUUCAUUCAUUUUAACGGCCUCCGUGGCGCAGUGGUAUGCGCGGUGGAUUUACAAGACGGAGGUCCUGGGUUUGAUCUCCGGCUGUGCCGAUAGAGGUUUUCUUAAAUGGUCCAGGUCUGUCUGGGAGGCUAAUUACCACCCUACCGCCAAAGACGUACAAGCCAAGCGAUUUAGCGUUCGAUACGAUGUCGUGUAGAAACCAAUAGGGGUGUGGAUUUACAUCCUACCAUCUUAGGUUGCAUCAUCACUUACAAUCAGGUGAGAUUGUAGUUAAGGGCUAACUUUUAAAAAAUAAAAAAAAAUAUCGAUUAGACCAGGCUUUUUGUAUAUCCCGCUCAUUCCUAUAGAAGCCAGUUGAGAUAGCUAGAUUUUGUAAGUAUCCAGACUGAAUGCGAGCGGUACAUCUACCGAAAUAUGUAUAUUUAUUUCGAACAGAGCAUUUAAAAUGUUUAUGUUGUUACAGCAUGUGCUGAAUUUCUCAUGUAAUAUUUUGUAAGUUCUAUGUACUAAUUGUAUUGAAUUUUAUAAGACUAAUUAUAAUAAACGAUUAACUCGAAGUUAUAA
Messenger RNA from Bicyclus anynana (squinting bush brown), 5152 nucleotides. It is a transcript of the gene Usp14, whose product is annotated as ubiquitin carboxyl-terminal hydrolase 14. Gene Ontology annotation, molecular function: proteasome binding; protein binding; cysteine-type deubiquitinase activity. Lineage: Eukaryota; Metazoa; Arthropoda; Insecta; Lepidoptera; Nymphalidae. The coding region runs from base 143 to 2107 and encodes 654 amino acids. The record is from RefSeq and is a predicted model, not a curated record. The transcript has 12 exons. Gene Ontology annotation, biological process: protein deubiquitination; regulation of proteasomal protein catabolic process; proteasome-mediated ubiquitin-dependent protein catabolic process.